Messenger RNA from Closterium sp. NIES-67, 5613 nucleotides. Lineage: Eukaryota; Viridiplantae; Streptophyta; Zygnematophyceae; Desmidiales; Closteriaceae. The record is from the annotation of a GenBank genome assembly.
GGCUACUCCUCUACCCUCAGGGUUCAAGUGUGUGAAAGGACCAGCGGAGGAAAGUGUUGGUGAAGAGGAGAGGCGCCGUUUUCAUUCCUUGGUGGGCAGCCUCAUACCAUAUGGAUGAAAAGUAGCUUUCCGCCAAUAGCAUCCGCCAAAUUCGCUGCAGCCAGACUUUCGUAGCUCAGCCGCAGCCAUUCUCUCCGCCGUGAUUGCUGCUGAGCCGUCCGAUAUUAUUUACAUGCUAUUGGUUGAGCCUAUAGCUAUUGAUGCAGCAGGGGAAGAAUCCUGCAUCAUUGAAGCCGUCAGAUCUCCCAUCGUUCAGAGAGAAUCUUCCACCGUCUAAGAAGUAUAAAAGCGAGCAAUGAGCCAUUGCAAGGCGUCUGACGAGGGGUCUGCUAGUCGCGCUUCAGAAGCAGCAGAGGGACCAUCCUCACCUUCAGCAGCGGCUCCAGCAGUCAUCGCAGCGCGGCUAGGGCCAGUGACCGCAUCGGCACCAGCGGCAGCUGCAGCGCAACGAGCCCCGCCCGCAGCGCGAACCCGCCAAUCCACCGUGGCUCCCCUCGUGCUGACGUGUCUUACCGCGCUGCUGAUUAUCGCCUUAGCGGUAGCCGGACGGGUGGCGCCUCCGGGAGCUCUCAGCGCGAUAGCUUGGGGGAGGAGCGCGCGAGAGGGGGAGCGGAGGGGGGAGGAAAUGGGGGGGGUGGGGGACAGGAAGGGGGAAGGGGGGGAGACGGGGGAAGGGAAGGGGGAGAGUGAGCCUAUUGAGAGAGAGUGCUCUAUGACAUACAUGUGGCCCAGCUACGUUCAGAUUCCGAUACAGAACCGGAGCCUCGAGCAACAAGGACUAGAUUCGAAUCCACUGUACAGCUUGUUCUUAUACCGAGAGAGCCACUAUAUGGGAGGCGGCAGCAGGAUGGAGGAAGUGAGGAGGGGCCUCUGUGGGAGCGUGCCUGUGCUCUUUAUUCCGGGGAAUGCCGGUUGCUACAAGCAGGUCCGCUCCCUUGCAUCUGUAUCCCACCACAUCUACCUCGCCUCUCACACCCAAGACAAGCCAAGGGAGCGCUCUCCCUGCUUCCUCUGUAGCGAAGAGGGGGGCGCAGCAGAAUCAGCAGAAGGAGCGGCAGCAGCAGCAGCAGCAACAGAAGCACUUGGAGCAAGGGAGGGCAAGCAGGACUCCCAGGGUUAUCCAUCUCCCCUGGCGUGGUUCUCCGUGGACUUGAGGGAGCACCUCUCUGCUCUGGAUGGCUCGCUGUUGAGAAGGCAGGCAGCCUUUGUUGCAGCUGCUGUCACUGAGAUUCGUUCCCUCUACCGUUCGUCCUGUGCUUCCAAUCUCCCCCCCCCCUCCUCUGUGCUGCUUGUGGGGCACUCUAUGGGGGGGAUAGUUGCCCGCCUGGCUGAAAGGAGGCUGAGAGGGGGAGAACAAGCGGAGAGGGAGGAUAAGGUGGAGGAGUGUGCGUGGGAGGGAGCAUCACGGGGAGGAGAAGGAGGAAAGAGAGCAGAAGGAGCAGAAGGAGUAGGGGGAGGAGGAGGAGCAGAAGAGCAAGAAGAGGUGCUACGCAGAAGGCAGUGCAUGGAGUCGAGGCAGCAACAUGCCGUGCAGACCAUUGUUACCAUCGCCACACCUCACAGGCAGAUAUCGCUUUCCGAAGUUUGCACACUUUCCUGGAUCCAUAGCAGCAGCAGCAGAAGCAGCAGCAGCACCAGAAGGAGCAGCAGACUCAGCAGCAGCAGCACCAGCAGCAGUAGCAGCCAGCAGCAGCAGCAGCUGAAGGAGCAGCAGCAGCAGCAGCAGCAGCAACAGCGGCAGCAGCAGCAGUGGCAGCAGCAGCAGCGUCAGCAGCAGCAGCAGCAAAAGCAGCAGCAGCAGCAGCAGAAGGAGCAGCAGCAGCAGCAGCAGCAGCAGAAGGAGCAGCAGCAGCAGCAGCAGCAGCAGCAGCAGCAGCAGCAGCAGCAGAUGUCAAAACUCUUCCGUGACAUUUACGACCCAGCUGUCCCUGACUCCCCUGCUCACUCUGCCUCAUCACACCAGCACCAGCAGCAGCAGCAGCAGCAGCAGCAGCAGCAGCAGCAGCAGAAGGAGCAGCAGCAGCAGCAGCAGCAACAGCAGCAGCAGCAGGCAGCAGCAGCAGCGGAGCAGCAGCAGCAGCAGCAGCAGCAGGAACCCUCCCUGCUCUCCUUCUACCGCUCCCUCAACCACCAUUCUUCACGCUCUCCCUCCUCCCUGCUGCUCGUCGCCUCUCUUGCUGCUGGCCACUCCGACUGGCAGGUGCGCUCAUGGGCUACAGCAGUUCCCCCGUCCCCAGAUGCAACCUCCCUGCACCUCCCGUUCACCACGUCCCCUCACGUGUGGCUCUCAGCGGGGCACGAACAAGCAGUGUGGUGCAACCAGCCCGUGUCACAGCUCUCCCACGCCCUGCUAUCACUGGUCAACCCACACACAUCACAGCCCUUCUCGUCCCUCAACACCCGCCGAGGAAUCGUCUCCUGCCACCUGUCGUCCGCACCUCUCGUCCUGCGGCCUUUGAGGCAACAGCAGCAGCAGCAGCAGCAGCAGCAGCAGAAGCAGCAGAAGCAAGAGCAGCAAAAUGGUGACAGCUAUAGAGGAGUGCACGAUCAAGCCACAUCAGUGCAGCUGCAUGGGUCCGUCCCAUUUGCUCACAAGUGGGCCUCAGAGGCGCAGAAGUCGUUCUCCCUUCGAGUCGACCUGCCAACUAAAUCACUAUCACCACAUUCUAGGGGCAGCAGCAGUGGUCUGGUUCUCCUAUCGAAUGUGCUUCCCUGUGAUGGCAUGAGGGUCACCCUCGAUGUAGCAACCAGGCGUGCAAAGGACGAUGAGAGGCGAGGAGAGGAGAGGCACUUGCAGAGGGAUGAUGAGAGGCGAGGAGAGGAGAGGCACUUGCUGAGGGAUGAUGAGAGGCGAGGAGAGGAGAGGCACUUGCAGAGGGAUGAUGCGAGGAGAGAGACUUUUGAGGCGCCUCAGAGGGAUGGGGAUGAGAUGAGGGAAGGCUACGAGGGAGAGCAGGCGGAGGGUAGGAAGCAGGGGGUGAGGAGAGAGGGUGUGGAAAAUGUGGAGCAUGGGAGUAAAGAGGGGAAGGAGGAGGGGAGGUGUGACGGUGCAGAUGAGGGUGACGUGUCAUCUUAUGAUUUGAUACGGCUGCUGGUGCAUCUGCCUUCUCCGCCCAGAGAUAGUGGAUUUUCCCUCCCAGUGUCACCAGCAUCACAGCACGUCACAGGGCAGGUUCCCCAGCCGACACCUCUUUCCCUGCUCAUGCUGCCUCUGGAGAUACCAAAAAGGGGGGGCGUAAUAACUGCUACUUUCCAUGUGAAUAUCAGUACCAAGGGCAAACCUCGGCCCCCUCUCCACUUCCUUUCUGUGGGACUGGCGCCGCUCCCCCUUCAUUCUCCAUUCGCCCCCUCCUCCUCCUCUCCAUCCCACUCCUCUCCCUCCAACUCCCUCUCCCUCCUAUCCUUGGUUUCCUCCAUCUUUCGACCUCUGCACCUGCCAUUAUCAUCAGGCUCAUCCUAUCAGCAGCAGCAGCAGCAGGGGAAGCCGCAGGCGAACGGACAGCACUCACACCAGCAGCAGCAGAAACGGCAGCAGCAGCAGCAGCAGCAGCAGCAGCUUCUUUCAGUAUUCUCCCUCCCGCCUGCUGCUGCUCAUCUCUCGCUCCACCUUCGCCUGCUGCCCUCUCAUUCUCCCACCACCUCCCAUCCUUCUGAAAUGCAGCCAAACUCCACCGGGUGCCACCCUGCUGUCGCCAUUCUGGCAUCUGCUGAUGCCGCUGCUUCUGAGGCUGCGACAGCCGGCGGUGGCCCAGGGCACGGGUCCAGUCAAGGGAGCUAUAAGAUCCAAUAUACCCACACCUUCCAUCAGUCCGCCCUUUUAGAGCUCGACUCGCCUCCACCCCACCUCACUCGCCCCUCUUGCCACCACUGCAAUCACCACCAUGGCAAUCACCACCACCACUGCCACUACCUUUCGCACAAGCAUCAAGAGGAAAGCGGGGGAUCAGAGCCACACUGCCACUCUCAGAGUGGCAAUGGCAGUGGCGGUUCCUCGAGUGGCCUCUCCUUGAUGCUGCUGGUCGACCCCUCGUGCCCCUCCUCCCUCCUCCUCUCCGUGGACCUCCCUCGCUCCCUCACCUCCCUCCUCCUCUCCUCCCUCCCUCUCCUCAUCGGCUCAGCCCUCUCCCUCACGCUCUGCGCCUCCUCCUACCACUUCUCUCACUCACUCUCCCUCACUCACUCACUCUCACGCUCUCACUCCCAAUCCACUUCAACAUCCAGCCCACUAGCCUUUACAUCACCUUCCCCCUCACCCUCCUCUUUCCCUCCCCCCUCCUUCCACAAUCUCCCCUCCCUCCUCUCUCUCACUGCCUCGUCUCCUUGGCCUUCUCUCUCUAACCCUACCUCACGCUCCCUACUCUCCUCUGCCAUCCUUUUCUCUCUCCUACACUCCCUUUCUCACUCCUCUCACUCCACUCUCCCCCUCCCUCCCUCAAACCCUCUAGACUCACGCCUCACGCACUCAUUAUUCCCCUAUCUCCAGCCCCAUUCUGCUUCUUCCUCCUGUCACCCUCUCCCUCCCUACUAUUCCCUCCUUUCUCCCCUCCUCCUCUCCCUCCCCUCCCUCCCAAGACUCUCCCCCACACUCACCUCUUUCCUUCACACUCUCACCUCCUCCCUCCUCUCCUCCCUCCACUCCUCCCUCCACUCUUCCCUUCCCUCCUCACUCCUCUCCCUCCUCCCCUCUCCCCUCCGCCUCGACCCAAACCAACCACCCCAUGCCACGUCACUUCUCCCUCUCCUUGCAUCAGCACGGUGCAUGCUAAGCUGUAUUUUCUCCAACGCUGACAUCAGCGCUCCUGUCACUCUCCGUUGCAGUCGUGAUUGCAUCUGCUGCUCUCUGCCUCCUUGUCGCUUUGCUAAAAGUGACUCUUAAGGUCCUCUCCUGCUGUGCCGGCUCCCAGUCUGACUCUUGGGCAGAUCAAGGCACAAACACUGGCACGGGGUAUUGGCCUCCUUUCCUCUUCCUCUUCUUGCUCCUUCCUCUCUCAAUCUUCUCCCCAUUCAUCGCCCUCCUCCUCGCUGCUGUUGUUCAAGUCUGGCGUACAUCUCGGGCUAAGGCAAGGUCCUCUUUCACACUGGUAUCAGAGCUCCUAUUGGCCGACGCUUUCCUGCUGCUACUUGCAGCCCUCUUCCAUCUCCCCCCCUUCAUUGCUCACCUGCAUGCCAAGGCGUCAAUAUCCAUGGCCCCUUUAGAGGACCUACUGCCCUCCGUAGCAUCACUUCUGCUUGUAGUCACACCACUGCCCUGCUCCUUCCAGUCCCCCCCCAACCCUCACUACAAGCCAACAGCACUGCAGCAAGUGGUAGUUUUUGUCUGUGACCUGUGUGGGGUGGCAUCAUUUGUCUUCUCUUUAUAUAUGGUUCCGGGAUACAGUCUCAACGCAAUUGCUCUAGUUGCUGUUUCCAGAUCUAUUAUGUCUCUCCAGCAUUUGGAAGGCACAGCACAGCAGUACACUUGUGGUCUCUGGUUUGCAGUGGGUAACCUUCAUCCCUUAUGAUUUCUGUGUACACUUAUGAUGCCUGCAUUCAAAAUAGAGACUCUAUUUUGAU